This is a messenger RNA of Lepus europaeus (European hare), 3504 nucleotides long. RefSeq names its product ring finger protein 14 (gene RNF14). Gene Ontology annotation, cellular component: ubiquitin ligase complex; cytoplasm. Gene Ontology annotation, molecular function: ubiquitin conjugating enzyme binding; ubiquitin protein ligase activity; zinc ion binding. Bases 751 to 2175 code for a protein of 474 amino acids. NCBI's taxonomy places the organism in Eukaryota, Metazoa, Chordata, Mammalia, Lagomorpha, Leporidae. The transcript is spliced from 9 exons. The record is from RefSeq and is a predicted model, not a curated record. Gene Ontology annotation, biological process: ubiquitin-dependent protein catabolic process; positive regulation of proteasomal ubiquitin-dependent protein catabolic process; protein polyubiquitination.
GACCAUUGCGCCAGUGGCCUGUGGCGGUGUGGUCACUGAACCCCGGACCCCGGGUCCCCCGCUCCCAGCACUCCGCUGUAAUCUUUGGUAGCGGCUACUGCAAGCCGCUGCUCGGUGCCGGUGGAAAAGGCGAGAGUCAACUCUCUGGGCACAGUGCCAAGAGGCAUAGGCGCUUCAGGGGCCGGCCUCGAGGUCAGGUAGCCACCUGGACUAGGGGCUGGCAGCGUCGGAGGCUGCAGGCUGGUGACCUGCAGGUGAGGGCAAGCAGUGUCGGGAGCAGAAGUCCUCAGCCCUGGUUGCACUGUUGGAAGCGCCCGGAGGGCUUGGAACGCUGCAGAGACCUGAUUGAGCUGCCCUGGGGUGCGGCCUGGCUGUAGCAAAGCAGCUGCUUGGGGAGGGUCAUGUGCCGACAACAUGGAGGAAGCUAGCGUAACAUCCUAAACUACGGACUCACCGUUCAGCCCAUCCGAAAGUGUUUUCACGGAAGAAUGUUAAUCAACAUGUCCUGCCUCCUGGUAGAAUUGCUUCAGGUUGAACAGGGUAACGUGAAGUGCCUAAUCCCGCACACAAUGGCAGAAUUUCCCUAGUCUGAACUAGCGCGAGCCCAGGACUCUGCCUCUUAGCCAGCUUCAGCGCUCUCCGCUCCACUGCCUGAGGAAUAAAUGGGAUUAACAGGAAUUGCAAACUGAACUGAAAUCCAGCCUGCCGUGCUCAUAUCCUUUUCUUCUGUUGCCAUUAGCAGAAAAGUAGAUGUCGUCAGAAGACCGAGAAGCUCAGGAGGAUGAGCUGCUGGCCCUGGCGAGCAUUUACGACGGAGAUGAGUUCAGAAAAGCCGAGUCUGUCCAAGGCGGAGAAACCAGGAUCUAUUUGGAUUUGCCACAAAAUUUCAAGAUAUUUGUGAGCGGCAAUUCAAAUGAGUGUCUGCAGAAUAGUGGCUUUGAAUCCACCAUUUGCUUUCUGCCUCCACUUGUGCUGAACUUUGAGCUGCCACCAGAUUAUCCAUCCUCCUCCCCACCUUCAUUCACACUUAGUGGCAAGUGGCUGUCACCAACUCAGCUGUCCGCUCUGUGCAAGCACCUAGACAACCUGUGGGAAGAACACCGAGGCAGUGUGGUCCUGUUUGCCUGGAUGCAGUUUCUUAAGGAGGAGACCCUUGCCUACCUGAAUAUUGUCUCUCCUUUCGAGCUCAAGAUGGGAUCUCAGAAAAAAGUGCAGAGAAGAACAGCCCAGGCCUCUUCCACCAAAGAGCUGGAGUUUGGAGGAGCUACCGGAUCUGACGUAGACCAAGAGGAAGUCAUAGAUGAGAGAGCUGUGCAGGAUGUGGAAUCACUGUCAAGUCUGAUCCAGGAAAUCUUGGACUUUGAUCAAGCUCAGCAGACAAAAUGCUUUAACAGUAAAUUGUUCCUGUGCAAUAUCUGUUUCUGUGAGAAGCUGGGUAGUGAAUGCAUGUACUUCUUGGAGUGCAGGCAUGUGUACUGCAAAGCGUGUCUGAAGGACUACUUUGAAAUCCAGAUCAGAGAUGGCCAAGUUCAGUGCCUCAACUGUCCAGAACCAAAGUGCCCUUCAGUGGCUACUCCUGGUCAGGUCAAGGAGCUGGUGGAAGCAAAUUUAUUUGCCCGCUACGACCGCCUUCUCCUGCAGUCCUCCUUGGACCUGAUGGCAGAUGUGGUGUACUGCCCCCGCCCGUGCUGCCAGCUGCCUGUGAUGCAGGAGCCGGGCUGCACCAUGGGCAUCUGCUCCAGCUGCAAUUUUGCCUUCUGUACCUUGUGCAGAUUGACUUACCAUGGGGUCUCUCCGUGUAAGGUGACUGCAGAGAAACUCAUGGAUUUACGGAAUGAGUACCUGCAAGCAGAUGAGGCCAGUAAAAGAUUUUUGGAACAGAGGUAUGGCAAGAGGGUGAUUCAGAAGGCACUGGAAGAGAUGGAGAGUAAGGAGUGGUUGGAAAAGAACUCAAAGAGCUGCCCCUGUUGUGGGACCCCCAUACAGAAAUUAGACGGGUGUAACAAGAUGACGUGUACUGGCUGUAUGCAGUAUUUCUGCUGGAUUUGCAUGGGUUUUCUCUCUAGAGCAAACCCUUACAAACACUUCACUGAUCCUGAUUCCCUGUGUUUCAAUCGAUUGUUCCAUGCUGUGGAUGUUAAUGGAGAUAUUUGGGAAGAUGAGAUUGAAGACUAGAUAACUCCUUCCGCUCAAGACGUGGAGAUGGAAUGAUUUGCCGUGAUCUUUCGCUGAGUAUACAGAGUAAUCUUGCAGGAUAUUUAGGCUGCCAUUCAUUCACUUUUCCUGUGUAGAAGAUAAGGAAGAACAAGGUUUAUAUUUUCAUUUGGUACUACUGAUUAAGGCACGCUCAAACAUUUUUCAGCAUAACAUAAAUGAAUACAAUUCUAAGCCAAAGCUUCAGAAAAUGGAAACUAAAGAAUAUUAAAUAUUUAAUGUGCCCAAAGCUCCAAAUAGUUAAAAAUUAAAUAUUUAUUUUCUUCUCCAAGCUUGAGGUGAGGAGAAGGGUCAGUAGUUAAACUUGCAGACCCCUUGUGUCUGAGAAGCAUCCCCAUUUCUUCUGGAGCCCCUCAUCCCCCCCCUUACGGCUAGGCUGGGUGGAAGCGCAUUAAAAUUGUGCCUAGAGCCUGUCCUAUUUAUUCCGUGUUCUUCCGCUGCUCCAGCCUCAGCCUCUGCUAAGUGAGUUCUCUUUGGGGGGAGCCCUUUACUCAAUAACUGAUUGGAUGGCCCAGUGUCAUUUUGAUUUUCUGCUUUUGAGAACAGAAGUUUAUAAUAAUUUAAGAAAAUAUUUUUUAAUACCACAAGCACUGUAGGUCACUUGCUAUUUAUUAUUAGUGGGAUAUAUAUAUAUAUAUAUAUAUAUAUAUAUAGUCUCCUGGUUUGGAGCCAAGUUGAGAAGGCAGGCUCAGGAUAACUUGAGCCCUCUUCCACUUUGCUGGGCAGUAGAGCUUGGAUUCAAAACUUCUCCUUGCUACCCCUUCUGCUGCACGUUUUCUCCCCGUACUUUAGAACAGUUUUAGUACUGAUCCCAGCAGCACGUUUUUAUUUCCUCUGCGGAGAUGGAGAAGGCCUAACAUACUCCCGAGCAGAACAAGCUACGUGUUCCUUCGUUGGUUUUAGUUCAGUCCUAGGGCCCCGAGUUCUUGAUGCUCUCUCACGAGCUGUGGGCAGCAGGCUCCCCACCCUGUUUGGCAGCAGCAGUGUGUUGCCUGAUAAUUUUUGUGCUACCUAGAUUCCUGCGUCUGAGUUUUGCUGGCUUUUUGAAAAAAACUCUUUCCUUAAGGUUUGGGGAAUGGCUUGGUAGCAAGGUCACAUUUUUCUAGAAAGAAGAGAAGAAUUCAGCUAGAGCCCGUGAACGUGUUCUUUUUUCCUACCUUGUCAUUGAAAACCGAAGAAUCCCUUUUAACUCUUUUGGAUGUGUGUGUGUCCAAAAAGUCAGCAGGGACUCUGUUUCUGGGCUGUCAAUGAGGAUGCUUAAUCUUAAAAAUAAAAACAACUUAAAAAUCA